CGGAUAAUUGUUGUCAAUUGUUAUUCGUCAAUCCGUCGUCUUUUCUAAUCACUUCGUGGACCAUUUCGUGUUAUCAAGUUUCCGGGAAAUCGUUAGACGAUGAUAUCUGAUUUGGAAUUUGAAAUCCUAAUACUUACCUGAAAGAAAAAGUAAUUAUCCUGUCCAUACAUAGGUGCAUCUGUUAUCAUACCUAAUCAUCAGUCAUUGAAUUCGAAAUUAGUGUUCAGACUUGCAAGGUUACAUGGGUGUUUCCAUCCUUCUUCACACUUGAAUCUUCGUCGCACAUUUUUAUCUGAUAGCUCUAAUAUCUGUAAUGAUCAAGUUUUACUUAUUAAAUGAGUGGUAACCACUGUUUGAACUGAAUUACAAAUGUUGCUGGUCACCCGAAAGAUUGCUGCAACAACUUUAGAGAAAUCACGAAGUAAAACCUGAACAAGAAAAUGUAUACCCAAGAUCUCAUCCCUGUGCAAUGUUUGAGGUUUCCAUAAAGCAUUUGAAACCAAGUUGUAGUCAAAAUACUACCACAGCAGCCAGAAACUAGAAUCUUAUUGCAAUCAACUUUUCAUCUAUGAAAUGAGCAAUAAGUACCAACACUAUAUUGCACGAAAAAGUAAAAGUAACAAUAUUAAUUCCGAACCUGAAAACCAUACCAACGCCAACCGAAGUCUGAUAACACGAAAUAAAUGGGACGAUGGGGACACCAACAAGAACCCACACUUAAAGAAGACGAACAACAUUAAUUCAGAAGUAACUUCACUACCUAUUGUUAACAGUAGCACUGUAUCAAUUAAGUACAGGACUGGUCAAAUUUCAAACAUUUCUGAGCAGAAGCGGCGUAAUUUGAAGGCAUCAUCCGUCAGUCCUGCCAGGAGUAACAGGCAAAGCUCUCCCAGGAAAGUGAAUCAAGACGGAGACUUACUGAAUAGGAAGUCACGAUCAGUUCAACCUUCCAGUAAAACGGGGACAGGAAACUCUGGCCUCGGGCAAUCCUCAUCCUCUUCCAAUCAAAGGCUUUCAUGCACUGCUAAUUCAGCAUCAACCAAUGGUGAUGGACUGCGCCGAAUUUCACGGUCAUCCGUGCACCAACACUCACUUGACUCAUCACCAUCCCCAGUGCGCAGCAAUUCUUCCAGAAAUAGUCUCACCUCUACCAGUCAUAUUCCUCUAUCAACAGCCAAGAAAGAAUCAUUACAUGAUGCCUCACUGGAAAGCACUCAACUUCACCACCUCCCUGGUGCUUCAAUAAAGAAACGAUCCCCUGUCCCUGUCAAAGGUUUUAAAAAAGAUCUACCUAGAAGAAAAGAUUUCAAAUCAAACAAUGCUGUUGACAAAACUCAAGUUAUGACAGAAACCAAGGAAAAAAGAGGCUCUACAGAGGGUAGGGAUGUACCUGUAGAAACACCAGAUGCCAAGAACCAGUCAGAGAAUAAUGACCCAGAUGUAAGGGCUGAUUUGAAUCUGGGAGACAGUCAAGAUGAGCCAGGAGUUUAUCCUCUCUUACCAGCUACAGAAAUCCCGCCGGAAAUAAAGGAGUUCUGCCACGAGUUUAAUAAAAAUAAUGCCUUGAACAACUUUGAUUUUCGGGAAACAUCGACCCCUGAAAUCAAGCAGGUAAUAGAGGAGGCUGGUGCGGUGAUUCCUGAACCAGCAUUCAUCGAUGAUGAUGAAAAAGCAAUUGGUGUUUCACCGGAUGGAAGGUUUUUGAAGUUUGAAGAAGAAAUUGGGAGAGGUAGUUUUAAAACUGUGUAUCGAGGUUUGGAUACUCAAACAGGUGUUGCUGUAGCUUGGUGUGAGUUACAGGAGAAAAAACUAAAUAAAACAGAAAGACUGAGAUUUCGAGAGGAGGCUGAGAUGUUGAAGGGUCUUCAACAUCCAAACAUCGUCAGGUUCUACGAUUACUGGGAAGUAACUCAGACAAAAAGAAAAUACAUUGUGCUAGUGACUGAACUUAUGACCUCAGGCACCCUGAAAACAUAUCUGAGACGUUUCAAGAAGAUAAAUCCCAAAGUAUUAAAGUCUUGGUGCCGGCAAAUCCUAAAGGGUCUCAGCUUCUUACAUUCUCGCACUCCACCUAUCAUUCACAGGGAUUUGAAAUGUGAUAAUAUUUUUAUAACUGGUACUACGGGUAGUGUCAAGAUAGGAGAUCUUGGUCUUGCAACUCUAAAAAAUCGCUCUUUUGCUAAGUCUGUGAUAGGGACGCCAGAAUUUAUGGCCCCAGAAAUGUAUGAAGAGCAUUACGAUGAAAGUGUAGAUGUAUAUGCAUUUGGAAUGUGCAUGCUAGAAAUGGCCACUUCAGAAUAUCCGUAUACAGAAUGUUCUGGACCAGCUCAAAUUUAUAAGAAAGUCGUUAGUGGUGUGAAGCCUUUAAGUUACGAAAGGGUGGAAAACCCGGAAGUUCGUGAUAUUAUAGAGCGAUGCAUCAGACUUCGGAGGGAUGAAAGACCGGGUGUCAAAGAACUGUUAAGUCUAGAAUUUUUUGCAGAAGAUAUUGGUUUGAAAGUAGAGUUGGUUUCCCGGGAUGAAGCUGUCAAAUCAGAUGCCACAAAAGUGGAGUUCCGCUUGCGUGUCAUUGAUCCUAAGAAGCGCAGCAAUAAACACAAGGAAAAUGAAGCAAUCCAGUUUGAAUUUGACAUGGCCUCAGAUAACGCAGACGAGGUCGCCGCUGAAAUGGCAAAAUCAGGACUGAUCAUGGAAGAUGAUGCACGCUCUGUUUCAAAGUUGCUGAUUGCUCAGAUUGGUGCGUUAAAACGAGAGAGAGAAGAAAAGAAAAAUGCCGACUUAGCUUCCACAGUCAAAGAAGAAGCCCUGUCCACUCAUCAAGUAGAAUCUCAAGUAACUGAUCCACAAUUGGUGAAUGCUCUAGUGGUAGACUCAGCAAUCCUGCAAGAACAACAAAUAGGAGUGCAGCAGCAGCAAGUUCAACAGCAACAACAACAGCAGCAGCAACAACAACAGCAGCAACAACAACAGCAGCAACAACAACAACAACAACAACAACAACAACAACAACAACAACAACAACAACAGCAGCAGCAGCUGCAGCAACAACAACAACACCAGCCUCAAAAUCCACAACAACAGUAUUACCCAGCAAAUGUUUCUACCUCUAACGCUCCUGUAAAUACCUUCUCUAACGCCGAUGCCUCAAUGCAGUCAUACUCUCAACCAGCAGAAUCUCUCACCAGCAGUGUCCCUCUAAUAAACAUUAUGCCAGGCUUUACGAAUGUCGAGAACCCUAAUUUGGUUUCCUACCAAAAUUACUCUCAACAGCAACAACACACCCAACAGCCAAUUCAAGUGCAGCAAGUACCCUGUGAAAUAUCAGACAAGGACUUAGUUGUGCAGAAUCAGAACCCAACUCAAAACCAACAAUAUUUUCAGACACACACAGUUAAUCAACAAUUUUCUAAUAUUGACCAACAGCUAGCUGAUAGGAUGCCACAAACAUCAGUUCCCCAGAGCCUGAGUCAAGAAGAUUACCAGCGAAAAAUAUCGACAAUAUCAAAUGUAUCAAACUUGAGUACCCAGAGUGAAGAAUAUCACCGAAAAAUCUCCACCAUAUCCAACAUUUCCUCCCUUUCUAUGGAUUCCUCAAUCACGUCUGAUUCUAGUAAUAUGUUCCCUGGUUUGCAACAAGUGCAUGUUCAUGCCUCAGAUAGUCCAGGGGAAUUUGUUUCCUCGCAAUAUCAGCAAAAUGUGGCACAGGCCUCUUUUCAACGACCAGGAGAGCAGCAAUAUCAGCAAUCUGCCCCAUUAGCUGACUAUUCUCGAUUGGAUGAGCAACAAUAUCAACAAUUGGUUCCUCAAACCACUUAUUCGCAGCCAGAUGAGCAGCAAUAUGUAUCUAGUGUUCCACAAGCUACUUAUUCUCGAGCAGAUGAACAAUUUCAGCAAAAUAUUACAGCAGCCUCUUUCAAUCGGCCAGAUGAACAGCAGUUUCAGCAAGCUGCCUUACAGACUACUUACCAAAAGUCAGAUGACAUCCAAUACCAACAAACCAUUCCAAAAGCUUCUUACUCCCAACCCGAAGACCAACAAUAUCAGCAAAGCAUUCCACAUAUUCCAUAUUCUCGUCAAGAAGAAGGCUCUGUAUCAUAUUUUUCAAAUCAACCAUCUGACGACUCUCGACAAAAUUCUUUUGCUGCCAGUAUUACAAGUUCCACCCCAAUGCAGGUACAAAAUCAGCCAGAACUUUACACCGCAAAUUACAUGAACCAAGGAAAUGUCCAACCGAUGUUGCCUCAGCAAGUGCAGCAGUUGCAACACCAGGAAAAACAGCAGAUUCAACAUAAUCCGGAGCACCAGCAAGUUAUACAUCAACAGGAACAUCAGCAAAUUCAGUUGAUGCAACAAGAUUAUCAACACAUUCAUCAUCAAGAACUUCAACAGAUGCCACAAAUUCAGCAGUAUGUAGAACAUCAGCAGUUGCAGCAUCAGCAAGAUCAUCAGCAGUUGUUGCAAAUGCCACUUCACCAAGAACAUCUACAACAAGUGCACCAUCAAGGAGAUCAUCCACAAAAACAGCAUCAGCAAGAACAACAACAGUUGCAACAGGUGCAAGAACACCAUCAAAUACAGCAUCAGCAAGAACACCAACAGAUGCAGCAUCAGCAAGAACACCAACAGAUGCAGCAUCAGCAAGAACACCAACAGAUGCAGCACCAGCAAGAACACCAACAGAUGCAGCAUCAGCAAGAACAUCAACAGAUGCAGCGUCAGCAAGAACACCAACAGAUGCAGCAUCAGCAAGAACACCAACAGAUGCAACAGAUGCAAAACCUGCAAGAACAUCAGUCAACUCAACGUAUUCAAUUGAACCAAGAGCAACAACAAAUGUGUCAGAGGCAGCAGCCGCAACAAGAUUUGCAUCAGAUUCAGCAGGAUUAUCAACAAAUACCGAAGAGCAACUAUCAACCUGAGCAUCAGCAGUUAUACCAUCAACAAUCUGACUUACAAGCACUUCAAGUACAACAAGAGCAUCAGCUGAUGCCCCAAAUUCAUUCUGAGCAUCAGCAAAUACAACAAAUUCACCAAGUUCCGCAAACUCAAAAACUUGAAUAUGAGCGAGCCUUGCAAGAACAAGCAUACACCCAGCAAACUCAUCACCAGCAGAUGCUGCAAGGAAACUUUCAGCCACUCAUGACUCAUCAAGCCAUGCCUGAUUAUGGACAUCAUACUCAACAAAAUGUUCCUGAUUCUAGAUCUUAUGUACAGCAAAUCCCCCCAGACUCUAGCCAACUUGUGCAGCAAACUGUCUCCGACACUAUCUCGGCCAGCCAACAGAAUGCACCUGAUGUAAGUCAAUAUUCUCAUCACAAUGCUCAACUUGACUCCAAUGAAAAUUUACCAAACACCAUACAAUACAUGAAAACUGCUCAACCAAUCCCUACAGAUCCCAGCUUACCCCCUGGGAUGAACAAUCAGUCCUCCUCUCUGCAGUAUCAGCAAAAUGCUUUGAAUUUCCAGGCAGGAAGUAAUCAACAAGCAAGCAUAAACCAACAGUAUUAUACUUCAGUUGCUAAUCAAGGAAAUCUAGAAUAUCAUGUGACAACUGAUGGAACUUUUUCGUCUGGUCAAGAGCUAAUCCAACAGUCAGUAGAUAAUAGAAACCUAGGCUACAAUCAGCUGUCUCCAGAUGUAGGCCAAAAUACUGAGCAGCCAUCUCAAUCUGUUUACACUAUAACAGAAAAGCAGCAUCCAAUAACACCUACCUAUUCGAUGAUGUCUGAAGAACAGCAACAGAAAAUAUCUUCGGUUCCAAUGAUGUCAGAGGAACAACAAAGGAAAAUAUCCUCUGUUUCCAUGAUAUCAUCAAUCUCUUCUCUCUCUUCUGACAGUGGUGUUACUUGUGACUUGAGUGCUGCAAAUCGUUUGCCGGUAGCACCUCAACUCGGAAUGAACCAAAACAAUCAGACACAGCCUCACAUAGUUGGAUUUAUACCUGAUGCUGCUGCACCCCCUGAGUCUAUGGGUCAAGAAGCUAUAAAUCAGAAUACGAAUGCAAUGGCGCCAAAUGUUUUUCAAUCCGAGAUUGAGAUGCAAGCUCUCACACAGCAGCUAAAUCAGGCCAAUCUUGGUACUAGGAUGGACCAACCAAAUAUGUUGCAAAAUCAAUCAUUUCCUCCACCUGUUAUGCAAAAUACUCAGUUUCAACAGGUUCAAAAUUCUGUUGAUGAGAUGAACUCGCCUCAUUUGCUCACAGAUAUUUCUACAAAAAUUCCAUCUACCCAGGGUCCUGAUACAAACGCUGCGACUUUAAAUCCUCAGUAUGUCAGUUCAGUUGCAAAAACUGAAAUUGGUGAAACUUCUGAUGUACCCACCGAAAAUUUAUCGCAGUUUUCCUCUGUUACUGAAGAGAGUUUUAGCACCCCAAACAUUAUGAAUUCGACGAACAUUCAAAUCCCUCAUCCAGUCAUUGCUACAGAAACUCCAAUAGAUCAGUACAUCACUCCUCCUGUUGAAAUUAUGAGUGCCCAUCUUCCAACCCUCCCAAUUGAACCUCCUUAUGUUCAAUAUUCAAAUUCUCCAGCUGCUCCAGAUAGUAGCCAGCAUGUUGCUAUCCCUGGAGGAACAGAGUGUAGGAAAUAUUCCGUAGAAACGUAUGGCAGUCAACUAACCAAAAUCCCUGCAGAAAUUAUGACUAGUAAACAUUCUAAUUCGGUUCCGUCCACUCCCACCCAGACUUUGGUCCAUCAGUUUAUGGUAUCCGAGCAUCAGCCUAUUUCAGACUGUACUUGUUUGCCAGGGAACAACGAAAAUCAGACUUUACAGAAUCAGAGUGCUCUUAUGGAAUCAGGGCCUGCAACAGGCCUCAAAUACAAUGUGUCUAAUGAAAUUAUGCCUGACCAAACUACUAACCUUGUAUCAACACUCGGUGAUGGCCUAGACAUGCAUGAUUCUGGGGCUCAAAGUUUACCCAACAAAUUGGGAUUGCAAGGAAAAGUUACUGACCUAACUGAAACUGGUUCAGAAAAUCAGCUCAUGGUAGAGAAUCAUACACCAGAAACUUCCACCAAUGAUAAGAGCAGUAGUACUUUUUGGCUCAUGUUUUCCUGUUUUCCUAGUUCUAUUGAAAAGGCCGAGGCUGUUGCCUUAGACACUGGGAGUAAAGGCAAGAAAGGAGCACCUGCCAAACGUCGGAGUCGACCCUCGGGCCCAAAACUUGUGGUGCUCUCUGUGGAAAACCAAGAAGUCGAAUGUCAGCUGGAGACAAGCAAACAGAAAACUGUGACUUUCAAGUUCAAUAUCGGAGACAUGGUAGCUGCAGACAUUGCUAAUAAUUUAGUGAGCGAGAAGUUGUUACCUCAGUCGCAUGCAGAGCUGUUAGUUGAACUUCUGAAAGAAUUGAAGCGGCAGUUAGAGGAACAGCCUGAUCGUCUGCCAAUUCUGGAGACAGCCUCGUCUAGUCCUGUUCGAAAACCCAAGGUAAACACACGACACACUUCGCUCACUCGCCACACAUCGCGUCAGAUGCUUAAGUUCCAUCGUCGCCACCGUUCGAGGGAUGAUGCAAGCUCUCCUGUUUUCCUGGAUGCUGGUUCAACAUCGAGUGGUGCACCCUCAGUCAUUGAGGCAACUUCAUCCCAGGAUGUUGUUCCUCCUGCCAGAGAAACAGAGGUAAUCCGCCAUGUAGAGGAUACAGUCCCUCUUGAUCCUGCAGAAAAAGAAUCCACCUCAAAAUCAGCUACCUCACUUUCUAUCGCUGAUCUACCGAAAAAACCACAAAGGAAAAUAUCACGGUUCUUGGUCAGUCCUGUCAUUGAAGGAUCCACUGCGGCAUCAUCAGAAAUUCAACCAACUGUCUCUGUUCCUGGAUCAGCUGCAACUCCGGCCCAAGAGCAGUCAGAAACAGAAUUAGCAUCCUGCAGUCUGGAUUCACCGAGUGAUCAGACAACAUCAUCAACCCGUCAUAGUGACUUUGGUACAAGCGGUAAUGAAUUCAUGAGUGAAAGUAGCACUGUCUCAUCACCAAUGACUCAGCUCUCUCCAGAGUCAACAUUGCACAGUAAUUUAUUGGGUAAAAUUGUCCACCAAAAUUCAAAUGAUAGCAGUGGACUCGGAGGUCCACAGACCAUUGCUGACCUACAACAGAAGCUACAUCAGUUGACAUCGCAGCCAUCAGAAUUGUCAUUGAGUGGCACUCCACCAUCGCAUCCGGCAACGCCUCACAAUCACUUACAGUCGCAGAACCAUGCAACAUCCAUUCAGACCCUUCAUGAAAAGCUUACCUCUAUCUCCAUGACAAAUUCACAACCCCUGGGUCCUUUAUCACCACAAAGCACGCUUCACUGCAUUCCCUCAAGUCAUCCUCCUCUAACAGCAGCUAUCGAAGUAUAUCAGAAUGCCAUUUUAUCAGAGGGCAUUGCUGUUAUGCAACAACCCUAUCUAGUCCAUUCUGUUGCCCCUACCUCGGACUCACAGCCGGUCACAAGUCAAAGUCAGCAACAGUACACGGUUCAAACGACCAUCGCUCCCGUCUUCGUUCAGCCUCUUCCGAGUAAUUUCCAAUCGGCUGAACUACCGCAGUAUGCUCAGUCCACGCCCAUGCUGUUUCAGCCGAUUCCAGCCGAUAGAAGUCAACUAACUCCGAAGGAAUCUCAAGAAUCUACUCAGCAUGCAACGCCUAUCUUGCUUCGCCCAAUCACCGCUAGUGAGGGCGGUUCUAGUCAGCUAUUUAUGUCGCCAGCAACAUCUGAAUCAGAGAAAAAGUCUCCUAUUCAGCAUGUUCUUGUCCAGAAACUUUCAACAUCAGAGUCACCACAAUACAUUUAUCAACCUGUCAUGCAGCAGCCAAUCAUUCCAGGUCGAUUCAUGAUGGCAACCACACCGGUGGCUCAAUCCUCUGGCAACCCUGACCUCAAGAAUCCAUUAACUCAAGUAACAGUCCAACCAGUCGUCGUCCAUGAAACUCCUCUAGUCAUGCAGUCGGUUUCUCUACCAAGUGAACAUGGAAACUCUGCUUUGGGUGAAUCAUCAACUGCUGUCCAUCCUGAAAAAUCAGUCAUCCAGCCAAUGUCUAUAAUCACAAACCCAAGUGUCAUCACAAGAACACCUGGAUCCCACGCAGAUGACAUUCAUGAAGAAAAGAAAUUGAAUAAAACGCUGGCAGAUUUACAUUAUCUAGAAAUUGAAUUAAACAAAAUUCAUGGUCCUGGAUCAGAAAAAAGUCGGCAUCGUAAAGAUGGUCACAGCACAGGUCAAUCGACACCAGUAACUUCAUCAAGCACACCAGCAACCUCCAGUUUUCAGGGAGAAAUCAUGCAGGAAAUAGAUGCAUCUAAAGAGAGGCUUGACAGUCACCAAUCAGAAAGUAAAGUUGGUAGCCAAUCAGAAGAUGAAACAUCGCAGCGAGAAAUCAGACGAGGACGCUUUAGUGUUGUGGUGCGACCAGAUUCCCUCAUUCAAAACAAUUAUGGUUCAGACCAGAGCAGCCAAGUUAAUACCAGGGAUGACACUACGACAAGUAAUAGUGAAAGCAAUAAUCAGUCGGUGCCCACUUCAAUUAGUCCACGUAAUAGGCGCUCGCCCACCUGUGACAUUUACCGAGCAGCAAGCACUCAGACAUUCCCCUCACCAUUUGUUAAUCCAGAAAUUGAGUGCGAGUCAUCUAUUCGUCGAAAAAUCAGCAUCCAGUCCAACCCAUGCUGCAGCACAAUUCUGGAGUCCGUUUAUCAACCUGAUAUGCGCCGUGCUCAAAGUGGGAUGAACCUUUCAAACGAAAGUCAGCGAAAGAUCUCUGUGGACAGUUGUGGCUUUCCAUCAGUGUCGCAGCAAAGACAAAGGAAGACAGGCCUCCUUGGUGUCAAAUCUUUACAGCAGGAAGUACCAACAACCGAGCAUGCACAGGUAGGUCAACAGAGACGAAGAGACUGUGAGCAGUUGAAACGAUGGCCGAGCGAUAAUGUUUUGAACAACUACGCCAACUCUGAGCAAGCAUUGCUGUUCCGCUCAAGAAAAAACAGCUACGGCUCGAAAGUAUGCAUGCUGCGGCAGGCUUCAGCAAUUGAGCCACGGGAUAUCCUGCGGGCAAAAAUCCGAGAAGCAAAAAGCAUGGUUGAUAUAAAUAAUGAAAACUACUUGGUUAAAGACAAACCCAUUUAUGACCAGUUCUUUUCAAACCAUGAGGUUUACCACACAGUGCAUGGUGGCUACUUACACAAAAGAGUCCCGAAUCAAGAUCUACCCUCCAAGUACGAGCUAGCCUGUGGUAAAAAUUGCUGUGUCGAUCGGACACGUGACGUGUCGAAAGUUAAUGCAAGUCAGUUUGAGGGAUGGGCAUAUCCAGAUUCUCUUUUGCCACACUUUGCGUCAUUCAAAACGCGGAGCUGGAAUGAUUUGUCACGCUACUCUAAAGACUCAGGGUUUGAUUCUCUGACUUUCUCUUCUCAUCAAGCACCAGAUGAUAAAUUCUCAACAACACCAGUUAAUUACCCAAUUAAGAACCUACAGUAUUGGCAGCCAAAGAAGAUGCAACGGCACGAACCUGGGUCAAGUUUUGGCCAUCCUAGUCCUAAACAGUCGUACGAAGAAUUAUUAUCAAAUCUUCUUCACAGACAAAGGCUGGAGCUUGAAUCAUUGAGGCGCAAGCAUCAAGAGGAAAUCGAGGCGUUAUCACAGCAAAUGGAAUCGGAUUACCCAAUGUCUCCUCCUUCGCAGUAUGCCUCACGGCCAAUGGCUUUACUGUAUCAAACGCUUACUCCUAUUUCUGUGCCAUCUUCUUCAAGAAGUGGACAAGGUAGCCUGGAGGGCUACAGCACUGCACCCCAAAGUCCCACUGAAUCUUGUCCCAACUCUGCGAAUGAUUUUGCAACGCAUACAUCAAGUCAGCCAAGUGUCAUUCAGUAUGCGCGCGGCUCAGCAUUUUAUCUACAGCCUGCGGCACUCCGCUUUGUUUAUGACUCUCCAUCCCACUGUGCCCCUUCAGAUUUGCCUGAGCAUGAGCCAAGGUAAUGAUAUGUCACAAGUUCCAGCCCACAUUUAUGCUUUUUUUUUUAUUUAUUUAUUUAUUUUAGUAUUUAAAAGUUGAAAGUUAGGUAAUUGUUGAUGUUUUAAGACCUGAAAACAGGCCUCCAAUUUUAGGCAAUUUCAGCCUUUGUUUCAUGUUAAGAGAUACUGAUACAAACAUCUAGAACAGAAGGGUAUCUCAUUGAUAGAAACUUCAUUAAUGUAUUAUGUAUACACUCAAAUUUUCAGUUUCAAUUUUUUUUUUCAAUGUAAACUCUCAAAAUCAGAGGUUUUUGUACUCUUAGAUAUUUUUGUUGUUUUAUAUUUAAGCGUAUGUAACACUUUAGAUAUAUAAAGGUGCCUGCUGAAGAUGGAGAGCUCUUCAAAAGUUAGUCGUCAAAUUAGAACCAAUGUUCCAUUCACUUAACAAACUCCUCUUUUUUAAAAUUAAUUUUUGUACAAAUAGAAAUGGAUGGCAUCAAUUAUUCUUAUGCCACAAUCAACUACUUCAGGUCACCAAUGGUAAUCAAUAAGUAAUGAGUACUGAGUACUGAGUACUGCGAGACCCAAUAAAUCUACCGAUCACUUUUUGGUGUUGCAAAGUAGUACUGCAGCUCCUUAUCAAGUGUUAUUCUAAGGGUGAGUGAGGGUAUGUAAGAUAAUUUGUUAAUUUAUUUCCUGAAGAAAUACGUGAAGUUUAACUCAGAACGCACCUUUUGAACAACCACAGAAUUAAUACUGUUGUAGUAGAUGCUACUGAAAGUUUGAAAGCUGAUACUUUUUUGGAAUCUUUACGAUUUUUGGUGGAUCAAAAACUAUUUUAAAGACCUAACUUUUAGUGAAAUUGUAUACCUAAUUAUCAUCUUCAAAAAAAUUUAAGGUGCAAAUUGAUUUUGAGGAAAUAAAUUCACUUCCUUCAAAAGAUUUAACUUUUUUACUGGGUCAUUUCUCUUUUAUUUCUACUAUUUAGAAAUUAAAGAAGAAAUUAAAAAAGAAAAUACAUUUCUUUCACUUUACAUUAUAAAGACCGUUAAAUGAUAUCCUGCCACUCGAAAUUCCUCCAAGAGGGUUGAUUUUGUAGUAUCAAAGGAAGGUAACACACAUGUUUCUCCAUGUGGGCUUGAGACAGGCCAUCUGACCCCUGAACUUGAAAAUUUCGAAUGGCAAUCCCCUUUUUUCACUGAGGACUUUCUUUCCCUUGCUUACACCCUAGAGUAUUCUCAAUGAGCUUGAAAUAGAUAAAUUAUCUUAAUCACUGCGCAUACUAGUAAAAUUAGUAUGAACGCUUGUUCUGUGUUUUUGAAUAUCAGAAAUGAACAGGUUGCCCAAUUUUGAAACUGUGUAAGGUGCAAAUGCUAUUGAAAAGAGUGGAAAGCAAGAUUGCUAGGUUGUGUAAAUACACUUCGAUAUUUUAGAAUAGUAAGUGUGUAAUUUUACUUCAGGGUAGCCUACUUAAAUGAACUGCUAUACUGUCUGCAAUUAUUUUAAAAUUAUGCAUGUUAUUCCCUUACUUAAAAUGAUUUGAGGCUGCGGAAAAUUACUGUAACAGUCUGUCUAUUGUACGUAGAGCACAUAGUGUCAUGGUAUGAAUCAGGCAUGUUUAAGGAGGUACACUUUAUAUGCAUUUGGAAGUCUACUGCAGGCAUGUGAUUUUAAGAAAAUUCCAACCGGACCAAUCAGGGCCAAUUCCUAAGAAAAAGGAUUUGCGCAAAAUUCCAGCUGAAUUAGAGAAUUUCAACAGUCAUUUAUGAACAGGGUGUCUAUCAUCAGGAAAAACUGGUAAAACCGGAAAGUAUCAGGAAAAAAUCAGGAAAAUCGGACGUUUUAUCAGGAAUUUUUCUUACGCGAAUCUCCUCAGCGGAAAAGUCUUACUGCUUUUUGCCUACCGUGCCAGGUCGAGUCGUCGCGCCGUCUUUGUUUCCAAUAAUUUCUCACCUCGUAUAGUGAAGGCAUCAUCAAAAAUCAGGAAAAUAUCAGGAAUUCUCAAGAUGAAUAAAUCAGGAAUUUUUUACAAAAUAUCAGGAUUUUUCAAAAUUAAAUAAUACUAGACACCCUGAUAAAGCUCUCAAUUGUCGCUGAAAAAAUGACAUUAUUUUAAAAGGGGUAGCAACAAGCUAUGUUGGUAAGAUGUGUUUCUGAAGCAAAACAUGCAAACUUGUCGUAAAAUCUUAAUUUAUCUUAAUUUCAUAGCAUGGAUGGAGGAUUUAGACAAAAAUUAAUCGUGUUUUGGUUGCAAGGUUUGCACAGAUAAGCUUAAAAGAGCCAUACGCAACGGGGGGUUCGCAAAAAUUCGACCUGAAAUAAAAUUGUUUUUGUUCUUUAAUCUUCCAGACGUGAUUGUCACAACAGCAAAAAUUGAUGUGUGGUAAGAGAGGGAAACAAUUGCUCAAUUGGUGGAGCGAAGGGUUUAUCGGUAGUGAACUGAAACACCGGGGACUUGAGAGAAGGAGUGUACACUUUUUAUUGAUGACCGUGCUAGCGAAGAAUGCAUUUUUAUUUUUAGUUGUUUAAACUGUUUUUGUUGGAAAUCCUUGUCUUUCCUAACAAAGCUAGUAAGCUUUACGCUAGUUUACAUGUCUCCUCUGAGUUCUUGUGUGCCAAAGAGUCUAGGUGAGGGGUCUGAAUUUUGACAAGAGCUUUGGUAAUGUGAUAAAAUUUUAAAGAGUGUCUUUCUAAUCCUGUUUGGAGUUGUGAACAUUUGCAUGUGCAAUUCCCAUAUUUUGCAGGGGUAGCUUUUAAGCGCUCAACGAUAAGUUAUAUCCGCAAAGCUUGUGAUACAAUUGAUAAGCUCGUCUGCUCAUUUUUUAACUUUAAUAUUCGCAGUUGUUGCAUCUUGUGACUAUUGUAUGAUUCUUGGUUAAAUUUUGAUUUAAAUAUGAAGAGGCUUAUAAAUAGAGGCACUACCAUAGUCUCAGAUGAAAUUGCAGACUUAAUUUCAGCGAGUUUAAGUUUGUUCAUCAUCCUUUUCCUUCCCAGUUUCAUCACUAAGGUUUUUUAUGUACUUGUAAUCAAUUUACUUGUCAAAGAGUUUAAAAUUUUCCCUGUCUGAGUCAAUAACAAAGGAGAUUAUUAGUCUUUGAAGAGCGAAGGUCUUUUUACCAAACUCUUUGGAGACAAAGGGCUCUGGAUUAUGAAGGCUUCUUAGCUCAAAAUGAAAUAAGUGUAAUAAUUGUAAUGUGUUAUUUAGGAUACAGCUUGUAUCAUGCUGACUUCGAACAUCACUUAUUCUGUGUAUCAUGUAUUAUUUUGUUUAACUAUUGUAUCAGCUAGUCUUAGUAGUAGUUAAUUGUUAAGUUUUGUCAAUGCAAUAAUCUUCCUGACCUGAUUCUUGGAUUCUGCUCCCAUUGAUCCGAAUUAUACACGGCUGAAUAGAUUAAGAUUUCUCUUAACCUGUAUGAUCAAAGCUUAGUGUGAUGAAAGAAAUUUCAUAUUUUUUGCAAUUUUCUCGCUCCUCUCAUCGUAGUUUGGACUUAUCUUUUCAAUGAUGGUCAAGUCGAAUAUAUCGAUUAAUGAGUAAUCAUUCCAAAAUUUCACUCUGAGUAUCAAGAUAAAAAUAUAUGGUGCUAAGAGUUUGUAAAAUGUUCUCAUAUCAGUCAAGUGAGCAUGCACUUGCAAUGUAUGAAUCUUACAGGACAGGCUUACAGGACCAGUCAUAUUGUUGUUCCUCAUAGCUCUACAGAAAACUGAACAAGAAAAAACCUCAGAAGUAAAAAGGCAUUUUCACUAUACUUGUUUCCAUCUUCAGUCUGUCCGGUCAUCCCCUGGAUCCUUAGUUAGUGGCUCUUUGCAAGGCAAAUUUUAUAAUUUUUUGCUAAGUUAUCAAAUCUUUGAAAAUGUGAGCCAUACUUUAAUUUCAGUAAAAACAGUUUACUUCCAUUUCCGCUUUUCAUUGCUAUCUUCCAACAUUGGAAAUCUAUUUUUCAAGCUGGUUGGGGCGAAUUGUCAGAAUGGGGCUGUUGCAUGAUCAAGGCUGUGCUUUGAAAAUACAUAGGUUUAAAAAAGGAGGAAAGAGGAAAAGGAAAAAGGAAAAGAGACCUAAAGUUGUGGUAUUGAAAAGAGCAUUUCUCUUUGGCCUGAAGCCUUUGACGUUUCAUGCAGCUCAACCUAUGCUUUUGGCCACUGUGAAUCCAAUCUAAUGUCGUUGCUAUACGGUCCAUGCCUGUGUUUACGAGAUACUCUCAUUACAUUUUAGGAACUUAGCUCACAAACUAACGAUUUCAGGUAUACAGAAAAAAAAAAACAGCAAAAAUAAUUAUUUCAAACAGCAAUUACUUUGCAAGCAUUGUCGAGAUACAUAAUUUUCGGUUGCAUUAUAAGUGAGAUAACAAAAUCUGUUGACUUGAAGUUUAUCCGUUUGAACUGAGGUUGGAUUAAUGACGACCUCAAAAGUCAUUUUCUAAAAUUUGAUUGAGUUCAAAACUGGAAAAUGUAGGUACUCUGUUUUUUAUGUUCUUUCCCAAAAAUCAAUCAAGGAAAUAACGUAACUGCCUCAUUGCCACCUCAGAAAAUAAUGAAAUCACUUUUCCUGUUCCUGAUUAUUCAUGUUUACUUGGCAAUCAUAAUUGUAACUAAUGAGCCUAUGUGAUGGGACCCUAACAAGAAAAAAUUAUGUUUUGUAAAUUUUAUUUAGAAUUGAGCACCCAUCAAUUUUCAAUUUUAUUCAAAUUCAGCAACAUCUAACUCAGACUUUUUGUUUCAUUUUUUAAACCAAAUACUGAGGAGUUUUUUUAAAACUGAAUUUUCCUAUUUUACACACCCUUAAAAGUAUCAUUUUUUCUUUUAUUUAUCAGAGUAUUUUUCCUCAAGCCAAUUCAAUGGAUCCAAAAAUCAGGCCAAUGUUAAUGGGUUGAAUGAUGCUCAAUCUUAAGAGUGUAUUCUUGUAAAAAUUGAUCUUUUUUAAACCUUGCCUUUGUUCGCUCUCUGUAACUAAGAAUCUUUCAGAUCUUUAUCAUACUUCCUACAUGAGGCAGAGACUUUCAAUUUUACCAUUUAUUUUUUUGUGAAAAUUUUCAAGAAGUGUAAUGAUAGUACUGUUUUUUUUUUGGUUUGUUUUUUUUUUUUUUUAAAUUAACUCUCAAGCGCAAUAAUAUGACUGAGAGCUAGAUAAAUUCAGCUGCGUUGCAGCAUUCAAAAGUUUUAGCUAACAACUUAUUUCUGCCUUAAAAUUUUUAUAUUUUAAGGAACAAAAUGGAGGGAACUUUUGUCAAAUCAUAGAGUUAAUUCAUAAACAACGUCAGCAUGAAUUUGAAAACAUUCUUGAAUGAAUGAAUAAAUUGUCUGUCAAUAUUUUGGAAUGUUGCAACAUUUUCAAGCCUUUAAGGCCUUAUCUCUGUCAGAUAGACCAGCAGGAUUGCCACUUUUUGCGGCCACUCCAAGUCUCAAGAUGAUGAUUUUUAGUCUACAAUCAUGACAACCCUGCAACCGUGUAUUAACCCAGUUACCUACAAGGUGAAAAUGAGGGAAUAGAGGGAUGGAUUUUCCUUCAGAGCAGUUUGUGCUUCUCCAAUAUGUCCUCAAUUUCAAGAACAUUCUUCAGCUUAAGAGUUGAUUUUAGAGACACCCAGUUGCACCAUCAUGUUUUUUAGAACCUUGUUUUUGUCCUGAAAUUUUGUAGCGGAUCACAGUAGUUUAAUUGCUCAUACCCAGCGGGCCGAUUAUUGAAAUUUAAACCAGCCCGAUAAGACAUCGAAUUGCGAUGUAUUGCACGGUUAAGAUAGGGCUAUGUCUUGUCGUAAGCGGCGACAUAGAGUCGAUGACAUUUCAAUAAUCGCCCUGCAGGUGCAUGCCAGUAGGUUAGAGCCUCUAUCGUAGGCACAACUCAGAGAUUCAUUCUCAAGCUUGAGAAUUAAUUUGAGAAAAACCAGUGCUAGCAUUAAGUUUCUUGCAAAAUGUUAUUGAAGAAUGAAGUGUAAAAUCGAAAAUCCCUGCUGCAUGCAACGUAUUCACAAUUUCAGAGAGCCAAUUAUCAUGAGUCAGAGUUCCAGAACAUUUUUUGAUUUUUAGUCUUGUAAUACAUUCCUAAUCUAAAUUUUUUAUUGCGUAGAAUGUUUCUGAGAUUGGAUGUGUACCAAUAUUUUAUCAUUUUAAAUUUUUACAAAGAAAUGAGAUCUAUUUGUAAGCAAAUUUCAAAUUUGCAACAAUCUAGACAAAUUCAUGGAUAUUAUUUGUAUUGUGUUAUUAAAACUUGAAAGAGCUUGUGACUGUGUUAUCUUGCAACAGAAAAUAAAAUCAGUUGAUUUUAGUCAAAUUAA
Bemisia tabaci is the source of this 17195-nucleotide messenger RNA. The record is from RefSeq and is a predicted model, not a curated record. NCBI's taxonomy places the organism in Eukaryota, Metazoa, Arthropoda, Insecta, Hemiptera, Aleyrodidae.